UCUAAACGACUAGAAAUGUCAAUCUGAGCAAGGGAGUCCCAAUAAUCUAAAGCAAUCUGUAAGGACCUGACCUUAGUCCGUCCAGAUCAAUAGGGAAGUGAGGGUGGAAAGGAGAAGAAGAGGAAGAAACCAGGGGCGCCACCGGAUCGCUCGCACUGGCUGUUACCAGAGGAAAUAUAGACUUCCCUUCGCUCGCACCUUUUGUCGCUCCCAUGCUCGCACUGUAAAAGUGGAUAUCGAGGGCAAUUCCUUUGCUUUGUGCGAUUGCAGCAGCAGCAGCAGCAGCAGACCUCGUCCCCCCCCUUCUCCUGUCGCCAUGUCUUUCCCUCAGCUGGGAUAUCAGUACAUCCGACCGAUAUACCCGCCGGAGCGCCAGGGGAUCGCCGGCAACGCGCGCGCCGGCACGGAGCUCAGUCCGUCCGGCGCGCUCUCCAACGUCCUCUCCUCCAUGUACGGAUCUCCGUUCGCCGCGGCGGCGCAGGGCUACGGAGCGUUUCUGCCCUACUCCAACGACAUAUCCAUAUUCAAUCAGCUGGGUGCUCAGUAUGAACUGAAGGACAGCCCCGGUGUCCAGCACCCAGGCUUCGCCCACCACCACCCCGCGUUUUACCCGUACGGCCAGUACCAGUUCGGCGACCCGUCCAGACCCAAGAACGCCACCAGGGAGAGCACCAGCACCCUGAAGGCCUGGCUCAGCGAGCACCGCAAGAACCCCUACCCCACCAAGGGCGAGAAGAUCAUGCUGGCCAUCAUCACCAAAAUGACGCUCACCCAGGUGUCCACCUGGUUCGCCAACGCGCGCAGGAGGCUAAAGAAGGAGAACAAGAUGACCUGGGCCCCCCGGAACCGCACCGACGAAGAGGGGAAUGUUUACGGCAGCGAUCACGAGGGGGAGGAGGGCGACAAGAGGGAGGACGAGGAGGAGAUCGACCUGGAGAACAUCGACACGGAGAAUAUUGAGAACAAGGACGACCUGGACGACCAGGACGACCUGCAUUCAGACAUUAAGCUCGACGGCAGGAGCGACUCGGAGAUUUCCGACGGCUAUGAGGAUUUACAAGGGCCCGAGCAGAGGUUUCUGAAGGCGGUGGGCAAAGAGGGCAAAGACGCGGAGAGAGCGGGGGAGCACUUCCACACGCACCACACGCACCACACGCACCACCACCACCCCCCCCUGGACAUCAGAGCGUCCCAGGGCCACGGCGAGCAGCUCAAACUGAACCCGGUGUCCGUGAGCUCGCCGCCGUCGGAGAACAACGCGGCCCCGGCCCAGAAGCCAAAGAUCUGGUCGCUGGCGGAGACGGCCACGGCGCCGGACAACCCGCGCAAGUCGCCGCAGACGAACGGCAGCAACUCGGCGGGGCCCACCGCGCAGAGCCUGGUCGCCCCGCACAGACUCAUCUCGUCGUGUCCCGUCGGCAAAAUCCAGAACUGGACGAACCGGGCCUUCUCGGCGCACCAGCUGGCGUUACUGAACUCCAACCACUACCUGGGACUGGCCAACCAGGCCGCCGCCACCGGCCUGGCCCUGUACAGCGGCCGGCACGCGGAGGACAAGAGUCCCGGUGCAGAGACUCCAGUCACAGGUACAUGUCCCCGACACUGAGACGCGCGUGUAGGAAACAAAGACACUCGUCCUUUUCCCGUUCAUUCAUUCUUUUCUAUUAUGAUUUUAUUACUUUCUUCUUCUUUUUUUUUCCAACCUCCUUUUGCCUCCUCUUUUGUCUGUUCAUGGAAUUUUUUUUUUAUUUUUCAUUUUUUCUUUCGCUCUCUAUAGGCCACACAGAUGAUCAGUGUUACAGAGUGCAGUUUCAGAAUGUGUGUGCGCGCGUGUGUGUGUGCGCGUGCGCGCGCGCGUGUGUGUGUGUGUCUGACUGCUUGUCCGACAGGAUUAUUAUGGAAACCUCCUCAGAAAGCAAUUACGAAAAUGUGGAAAUUGGUGAAAACUGUUCUUUUUUUUUUUUUUUACUUUUUUCGUCCCCUUCCUAUAUUUGGUACCGUUACAUCCAUGUGAUAUUAUUGUCCACGUGCUUUGUUUUUAAUGGUUUACACACCAAAAAAAACCUCGACCCAUUAAACCCCACCAGUUUUCAAAGCUACAUUGAGCUGAAGGCUCGGGUAGUUCACUCGAUAUGCAUUUUAAUUUCCACUGCCACAUGUUUCAGAGAGAUCUUAGUGCCUUGGACGCAGAAGGGAAGUUGCUAAUAACAGCUUUCCACCCGGUUCAAAAAUAGUGAGGCUGUCAGUCAAUGACUGUUGGGAUUUUUCUGUUUGAUGCCAUGACACAUUUUUAAACGCCAUAUUUACCCGCAUUAGCUUUAAUUCUAGGUUGUUGUCCUGAUUUUUUUUUAUUUGUUUGUUUUUUUAUCCCUGUGUGUGUGUGUGCUUGUGAUAUUUCGUCAAGGCCCAUGUUACACUUGUUUGGUCAUGCAAAUGAGCUCAAUGCAAAUUCAGUACAGGCUAGUUUUGAAAGGCAAUUGUCACUUUUUAUAUCAAUUUCUGUUACGGCUCCUCGUGAGGCUAUUAUUGGUGUUUUUCUUUUCUUUAUUUCGUUUCACCCCUGUAUAUUUCAGGCCUCAGAACCAACUAGAAGCAGCGAUGGUUCUUUGGGCUCCCUCCUCUCCCCCUCACACAUCCUCUCUUCUCUUUCUUUUUGGUUUUGUUUUAUUUGAAUAUGGAAUGUAAAAUAAUAAUAAUGCAUCUCUGUAUACUUACAUUGUAAGCAUGUCCUGUGUAAAACUGCUAAUGUAAUAAUGUAUGAACCUGUAGUCUGUGAGUUUUUUUUUUCUUUUCCUUUUCCUUUUUCUUUUUGUAAGUUCUGUGAGGAUUCGAUGUUGAAAAAUGUUUUGUAUAUAACGUUAAGAAUAUGUACAUACUUGUGAACUAAAAUUGUACAAGAAAGUCUAUAUUUUGGCUAAUAAAUGAACUGCUGCAACUUUAAA
Molecule: messenger RNA, 2942 nt
Organism: Scophthalmus maximus (turbot)
Lineage: Eukaryota; Metazoa; Chordata; Actinopteri; Pleuronectiformes; Scophthalmidae
Gene: irx3a
Product: iroquois homeobox 3a
Exons: 2
Coding region: 317-1606 (429 amino acids)
Biological process (GO): neuron differentiation; cell development; regulation of transcription by RNA polymerase II
Cellular component (GO): nucleus
Molecular function (GO): RNA polymerase II cis-regulatory region sequence-specific DNA binding; DNA-binding transcription factor activity, RNA polymerase II-specific
Source: RefSeq, a predicted model, not a curated record